ACGUCACGGUAGUAGCUGUCCUCGCGGCGGCGGUGCUGAACAAGAUGGCUGUGCGUCGCGUUACGAGCGGCUGAAAAAAAGGAGCGCUAAUAAUCACGAAUCGCGCGAUCGACAGCCGUUUACAACGAGAGGCUGGCCGAAAAACACCCGCUUGUUGAAUUUGAUGGAAGAAUCGUUAUCUGUUUUUGUUUUUGACAAGAGUUUGAUAGACGUUACUCAACGUCCGAAAAAAAUCUCAGAAAUCGUUUGUGUAGCAGUUUCCUUUGGUAAAAUAACGCAACAGGGCGCGGAUAAUCAUUGCUGAAGGUGUUUGUAUUUGUGGUGAGAGAUGUCACUGCUGUGUGUUGGAGUGAAGAAAGCCAAGCUCGAUGGACCGCAAGAGAAAUUCAACACUUACGUGUCGCUGAAGGUUCAGAACGUGAAAAGCACCACCAUAGCUGUGCGAGGAAGUCAGCCAUGUUGGGAGCAGGACUUUAUGUUUGAAAUUAACAGACUGGAUCUGGGCCUGACAGUGGAGGUAUGGAACAAAGGUCUGAUCUGGGACACCAUGGUUGGCACGCUGUGGAUCCCUUUGAGCAACAUUCGCCAGUCAAACGAGGAAGGACCAGGACAAUGGAUGACUUUAGACUCUCAGGUCAUCAUGGCCGAAAACGAGAUCUGUGGCACCAAAGAUCCCACCUUCCAUCGAGUGCUUUUGGACACACGAUUCGAGCUCCCAUUAGAUAUACCAGAAGAGGAAGCUCGAUACUGGGCCAAGAAAUUAGAGCAGCUCAAUGCCAUGAGGGAUCAAGAUUAUGCAUACCAAGAGGAGCACGAGAGACCGCUUCCGAUGCCCUCAACCCAGUGUUGUAACUGGAGUCUAUGGGGCGACCAGCAGAAUGAUGAUCCAGACAGCGCUGUUGAUGAUCGAGACAGCGACUACCGCAGCGAAACCAGCAACAGCAUUCCACCUCCAUUCUACACCACCUCCCAGCCCAACGCAUCCAUGCACCAGUACCCCAUCCGAAACAUGCACCAAGGCUCGCGCUACAACGACAUAAAUGACUACGACUACGAUAACCAGAGAGCCAUUAGACGCUAUGAUAGUUUAGACUCCGCCACCAACGGCCGCAGCGAUCUCGAUUCGGCUUCCGGCUCGAGCAGGCGGACCAGCCGCCAGUACUCCUUAGACAGUAGGCACUCGCUCUCCGAUAGCCCCACCGGCAGUAGCCGCUAUGCCUCAUCAGGCGAGCUGAGCCAUGGAAGCUCCCAACUCAGUGAGGAGUUUGGCCCCGAAGACGGCGAGAGCUUCAGAGGAUCUGGAGACUUCUACGACGAGAACGACUCCUACCACUCCUGCCAUUCCUCUGUUAGCUACGGUAAAGACUCACCCGUCUGGGACCCAGACGAACCACAGGGCGUCUACAGUGAUGACGGAGAAUACAACAAAGAUGGAGGUGAGGAAGGUGCUCUCUACGUUGAUGACGUUGAGAUCUAUGAACAGGACGAAGGGGAUUAUACUUAUGAAGAAGAGGAAGAGGGAAUGGUGUAUGAAGAGGAUGAAGACCUUUACCCAUUGGAUGGAACACUUAGUGAGGAGCAGGAGCCAUCCUAUACCCCCACCUCAACCAGCAUGGCCCCAACACUGGCACCUGAGGCACCCACCAGCCGUCCACCACUGGAGAAACAGGCUUCAAUGCACCAGCAGCAGCCUUCGCAAUCUCAACCACCAUUCCAGACUAUGGACCCUAAAAAGGAGUCCUCAGCCCCACAACAGCUGCAGGAUGUCUUUUCCAAGGUGCCCCAUACUACGACCCCACCUCGGGUCUCAGAAUUGGAGCCGUUUGACCAUUCAGAGAAGGUCCAGAUGCCUGCAGGCAACUAUGAAGAAGAACAAGUGCCUACCCCUGUCACAGAGGUCAAGCCUGAAACCGAACAAGAGAAGAAGGAGGUUCCACCUGAGAGCAUACCCAAAUUGGAGCCACCAGUUGAUCCUGCUGUAAGGGCCAAAGCCAACUGGUUGCGACUCUUUAACAGAGUUCGACUUCAGCUGCAGGAGGCUCGAGGCGAGAUUCCGGGACUUGCGUCACUGUUUUUGCAAGCAGGGCCUGGAGGUGCUCUCUACAGCAUAGACAGCAUGCCUGACCUUCGCAAGAGAAAGGCCAUCCCUCUCGUCCGAGAUCUGGCAAUGUCUCUUGUCCAGAACUCUCGAAAAGCAGGCAUCACUUCUGCGAUGGCCUCCAGCACCCUUAACAAUGAAGAAUUGAAGAGUCACGUCUACAAGAAGACCCUUCAGGCGUUGAUAUACCCCAUUUCCUGUACCACCCCACAUAACUUUGAAGUCUGGACGGCCACCACACCCACCUACUGCUACGAGUGCGAGGGGCUUCUGUGGGGCAUCGCUCGGCAGGGCAUGCGGUGCACCGAGUGUGGGGUCAAAUGCCAUGAGAAGUGUCAAGAUUUACUCAAUGCUGACUGUCUGCAGAGAGCAGCAGAGAAGAGCUCCAAGCACGGAGCUGAGGAUCGCACGCAGAACAUCAUCAUGGUGUUAAAGGACCGCAUGAAGAUCAGAGAGCGAAACAAGCCUGAGAUCUUCGAGCUGAUUCAGGAUGUGUUCGGAGUGAUCAAAGCCACGCACGUGGCACAUAUGAAGCAGAUCAAACAGAGCGUUUUGGACGGAACGUCCAAGUGGUCAGCAAAGAUCAGCAUCACUGUUUUAUGUGCUCAAGGCCUGCAGGCGAAAGACAAAACCGGCUCUAGUGACCCCUAUGUAACCGUCCAAGUGGGCAAGACUAAAAAACGAACCAAGACCAUUUACGGCAACCUCAACCCUGUGUGGGACGAGAGCUUUAAUUUCGAGUGUCACAAUUCGUCCGAUCGGAUCAAGGUGCGUGUGUGGGACGAGGACGACGAUAUAAAGUCGAGAGUAAAGCAGAAGUUCAAACGGGAGUCUGAUGAUUUCUUGGGUCAGACUAUCAUUGAGGUGCGAACUCUGAGCGGUGAAAUGGACGUCUGGUACAAUCUAGACAAGCGAACAGACAAAUCGGCCGUAUCGGGAGCCAUUCGUAUGCACAUCAGCGUGGAGAUCAAAGGAGAAGAAACCGUGGCCCCAUAUCAUGUCCAGUACACUUGCUUGCAUGAGAACCUUUUCCACUAUUUAACAGACAUGCAGAAUACCGGAGUGGUGAAGAUACCGGAUGCCAAGGGUGACGACGCCUGGAAGGUUUACUUUGAAGAGACGCCCCAGGAGAUCGUGGACGAGUUUGCCAUGCGUUACGGAGUGGAAUCCAUUUAUCAAGCCAUGACACACUUUGCAUGCUUGUCGUCAAAGUACAUGUGUCCUGGAGUUCCCGCUGUCAUGAGCACUCUGCUAGCCAACAUCAACGCUUACUACGCUCACACGACUCAGGCCACCAACAAUGUGUCUGCCUCCGACCGCUUCGCUGCCUCCAACUUUGGGAAAGAGCGAUUUGUCAAGCUUCUCGACCAGCUCCAUAACUCACUGAGGAUUGACCUCUCCAUGUACAGGAAUAAUUUUCCGGCCAGCAGUCCUGAGAGGUUACAAGACCUCAAGUCCACUGUUGAUCUACUGACCAGCAUCACGUUUUUCAGAAUGAAGGUCCAAGAGCUCCAGAGUCCUCCUCGUGCCAGUCAGGUGGUGAAGGAUUGUGUAAAAGCCUGUCUCAAUUCCACAUACGAGUACAUUUUCAACAACUGCCACGAGCUGUAUAGUCGAGAGUACCAAACUGACCCGAGUAAAAAAGGAGAGGUUCCUCCGGAGGAACAAGGUCCGAGCAUCAAGAAUCUGGACUUCUGGUCUAAGCUUAUCACCCUCAUUGUGUCAAUUAUUGAAGAGGACAAGAACUCAUACACCCCUUGCCUUAACCAGUUUCCCCAGGAGCUCAAUGUUGGAAAGAUAAGUGCAGAGGUUAUGUGGAACCUGUUUGCGCAAGAUAUGAAAUACGCAAUGGAAGAGCAUGAAAAGAACCGCCUGUGCAAGAGUGCCGAUUACAUGAACCUGCACUUUAAAGUCAAAUGGCUCUACAAUGAGUACUGCAAAGAUCUGCCGUUCUUCAAGAGCCGGGUGCCUGAAUAUCCUGCGUGGUUUGAACCGUUUGUUAUUCAGUGGUUGGAUGAGAAUGAAGAGGUUUCUCGAGACUUCUUGCACGGUGCCCUGGAGCGAGACAAAAAAGACGGGUAUCAGCAAACUUCAGAGCAUGCGCUCUUCUCCUGUUCGGUGGUGGAUGUCUUCUCGCAGCUUAACCAGAGUUUUGAGAUCAUUAAGAAGCUGGAGUGUCCCGACCCGCAGAUCGUCGGACACUACAUGAAGAGAUUUGCCAAGACAAUCAGCAAUGUUCUGCUCUCAUAUGCCGACAUUAUCUCCAGAGACUUCCCCAACCACUGCACCAAGGAGAAAGUGAAUGCAAAGGACGGGGCUGUAAAGCCAUGCAUCCUAAUAAACAAUAUCCAGCAACUCAGGGUCCAGCUUGAGAAGAUGUUUGAGGCCAUGGGAGGUAAAGGUCUGAACGUUGAAGCUAGUGACAUCUUGAAAGAGCUGCAGGUGAAGCUCAACAAUGUCUUGGAUGAUCUCGCAAGGAUCUUCGCCACCAGUUUCCAGCCAAACAUUGAAGAAAACGUAAAGCAGAUGGGUGACAUACUUAGCCAGGUGAAGGGAACAGGAAACGUGCCAGCGAGCGCCUGCAGCAGCGUGGCACAAGAUGCUGACAACGUCCUGCAGCCCAUCAUGGACUUUCUCGACAGCAACCUCACGCUGUUUGCCAAGAUCUGUGAGAAGACCGUUUUGAAGCGAGUGCUGAAGGAGCUUUGGAAGCUGGUGAUGAACACAAUGGAGAAGACCAUCGUGUUGCCGCCACUGACUGACCAAACGGGCAGGGUGAAGCUUGCUUGUCACAGUGAUGGCACUCAGCUCAUAUUCAAUGCAGCGAAGGAGCUCGGUCAGCUCUCCAAACUAAAGGAGCACAUGGUUCGAGAGGAGGCCAAGGCGCUGUCCCCUAAACAAUGUGCUGUAAUUGAAUUAGCACUGGACACUAUAAAGCAAUACUUCCAUGCUGGAGGUGUGGGGCUGAAGAAGACCUUCUUGGAGAAGAGUCCAGACCUGCAGUCGUUGCACUACGCUCUGUCCCUCUAUACUCAGGCCACCGACAAACUCAUCAAGACCUUCGUUCAAUCCCAGAAUGCACAGGUUCAUGGAGGGAAGGGGGUAAGGUUCUCCCAUAGUGAAGACGUGUACCCGGAGAAGGGCACUGGUGUUGUUGAUGAUGCGGUUGGAGAGGUGUCCAUCCACGUGGAGAUCUUUACUCAUCCCAACACUGGCGAGCACAAAGUCACAGUGAAGGUGGUGGCUGCGAAUGACUUGCGAUGGCAGACCUCCGGAAUCUUCCGUCCCUUCGUGGAGGUCUACAUUAUUGGUCCUCAUCUCAGCGACAAGAAAAGAAAGUAUGCCACCAAGUCCAAGAACAACAGCUGGGCUCCCAAAUACAACGAGACCUUCACAUUCACGUUGAGUAAUGAGGUGGGUCCGGAAUGCUACGAGCUGCAGGUGUGCGUCAAAGACUACUGCUUCGCCCGCGAGGACCGUACCGUCGGCAUGGCGGUGCUGCAGCUGAAAGACAUCGCGGCAAAAGGCAGCGUAGCAUGCUGGCUACCGCUAGGUAAACGCAUCCACAUGGACGAAACCGGCCUGACCGUACUGCGGAUCCUCUCCCAGCGCAACAACGACGACGUGGCGAAAGAGUUCGUCAGGCUCAAAUCAGACCAGCGUUCUGCUGAAGAAGGGCGGAGCUAGGAAAGUAGCUAGCGUGUGGUAUUUUAGAUUUGGCGAAAACACUGCCCCCUGUUGUUCAGAUGUUGCACUAGCGCAUAGAAAAAAAAACACGCAAGGUAGAUAUUUAUCUCGAUUUAUUACUUUAAUGACCAAUCAUUUACAUAACAAAAUAUGUUUGUACUUAGUGCACUGCCAUUAGACCUGCCGGGAACUGCUUGUCUAACAAGCACAAUAUGGCACAUGAGGUGAAACGAAUACUUAAAUAAAGAUGUUUGUGAUGUCUUUGACUUUUAUAAUACAUAUUCCAAGACAAAACCUGCCAAACGGUCCUUAAAUACAUAUUUAUUCUAUUUGUUCAUACAAUCGCAAAACAUUUAAAGUAUCAGCACACAUGUCUUAAUAUAUAGAACCUGAAAAUACUAUUUAGAAUGUUAUAUUUAUAAUAUUUAUUCAAUCAAAAUUCUAGAAUUAAUAUUAAAAUAAUAUAUCAUUUAAACCUUGACAUUUUUCAAGCUGCAUGUAAACAUGACAGAGUUGCUACAUACAGUGCCAUUUCCUGACCUGUAAUGAUGUCACAUAAAAACCUCUUUUUGUGCCGCCUUCGAUCAUACCUGCAUCCUUUAAAGGGUGCUUUAUUGUCAGGUUAUUGUUUCGCCAGUCAGUGUGUAACCAUUUCACCACCAAACCUAACUUAACUUUCAAGAAACGCUCUUUAAUAGGGACCAAACCCCUAAGGGUCAGAUCUUUGAACAUUAUGCAAACUUUUAGAAGCACAAGUCGAUUAUAAAAAAGAGGCUCGCGGUAGCUUUCUUUCACAAGUCUUUCGUGUAUCUAAUAUGGUUCAUUUAUCCAUAAGCAUGAGUGGCCUGUCUAUGCCGUUUAGCAAUACGCUUUGGCACUAUGGUGUAAACCGAGUGUAUGUGCUGGAUUGACACGGCUUGUAUACUUGUAGACACCAGAGUUGCCUGUUUUAGUGAAAUCUGAUUAUAUGUUUAUCUAAAAAAAUAGGGAUUGAAAUUUAAUUCUAUUAAGCGUGACCUAAAUUAUGAGACAUUUACAUUAAAUUCUGCUGUCUGACCCACACGUAAAGAAGUCAUUCAGAAAGUAUCGCACAGCACACGUUCCUGUUUAAAUACAGAUAGAUGGAGCGCAAAAAAACGUGAGCUCACGGGUCUCAAAACGUUUAAAGAUUACUUUAAAUGUUUCAUUUUUCAACAGCCUUGAAAUGUGACUCUACCCUAUACCAACUUGUCCGGAUUUAUUUCCUAAGUUUUAAGAAGCAUCAUGGGAAAUAUAGUCUCUUUGUGUUUCUCAAUCUCUGCAUUCACACCUCUGAGAAUAAAUCCUAUAGAGUUGCCAUAGUAACCGCUGGUGAGUCCUGCCAUUUCACUGCCAAACCAUCCACCAUAAUAGAAAAGCACAAGAUGUCCAUUCCUUCCUGUGGCGGGAUUUACUCUAAAUGACAAACCUGCCAUGCAUGGUGAAAAUCUUAAGAGCGAAAUGAUCCAGAUAGCAUCACUUAUCAAACUGAAAUGUUAAGCACCUUGAGCUAUUUCUGUGUUCCACCUAUGCGUCUAUGCAUCUGUUCUAUCGAAAUCAGUUUGUAGUGAUUAGAAGUCUUGGAUUGUUUACAUUACGGAGCAACACGAACCGUUUUCUCGGAAAAAGGCCGUAAACGUCACUGUCACAGGAAAUAGCAUUAAUGAAUGUUCACUGAUUCUUGUUUCGUAGUUUUGCCAACAGGGCAGCAGGGUUGAAAAUAAUAGAAGUUUGGACAAUAGAAGUGUGUAAUAUUAUUGAUAUUCACAGACGAGGACAAAGACACAAUAUGAGCAUGUAGUAGACAAGUACACUAACAAGUGCAUACUGCUCGUAAUAACUCGACAUGCACACUCAGUCAGUGACUAUAUAUAAGAAGCAGUGCAUGUUGGGAAAGAUUUUCUCUUGUGCCAGCAUGUAUCGUUAUUGUGAUAUUGGAUUGUUGUCUUUGUUUACUUUGUCAUUUAUUUUGAUAUUGGGGUAUUAUUUUCUAUUUUUGAAAGGCUUGUGAAUAUAUAAAUAUGUAUUACUGAUGUGUAGUGGUACAGAGUACUAGCAUGAGAGGUUUUUUUAUACAAAGAUGUUUCUAAUUUUCGGUUUUCUAAAUAUGAUCGUUCUUAUCGGGGAUGGAGGUAAAACGCGUGCCAGGCUUUGGUUCGGUUCUACUUCCAAUAAAUGGAUGAU
Triplophysa rosa is the source of this 7987-nucleotide messenger RNA. RefSeq names its product unc-13 homolog A (C. elegans) (gene unc13a). The coding region runs from base 329 to 5785 and encodes 1818 amino acids. Gene Ontology annotation, molecular function: calmodulin binding; calcium ion binding; phospholipid binding. The transcript is spliced from 45 exons. Gene Ontology annotation, biological process: synaptic vesicle priming; neuromuscular junction development; synaptic vesicle maturation. Gene Ontology annotation, cellular component: neuromuscular junction; synaptic vesicle membrane; presynaptic active zone cytoplasmic component. The record is from RefSeq and is a predicted model, not a curated record. NCBI's taxonomy places the organism in Eukaryota, Metazoa, Chordata, Actinopteri, Cypriniformes, Nemacheilidae.